GGUGAAAGCGGAAGAAAUGACCAAUACAAAAAUUUCUUAUUACGAAACAAUUGCAUUUUAUAUGGAGCACCCGGCACCGGUAAAACGGAGUUUGUCAAGGAACUAAAUCAUGUCUUAAUUAAUCGUUAUGGUAAAAAUUCGCCUGAACGGUCGUCGGUAGUCAAUUUAGAUCCUAGCGACCCUAAUCAUGGCUUAACCCAAGAUGAUGAAGAAAAAAAACCCGAACCAACUAUUCCCAUUUUUGUCAUUAGCGGAGCUAGUUUAAUGAGUACCGGCAAAGACGAGCCUAAGACUUUUGAAAAAUUUAUUAUUACUUUAAAAAAGGCUAAAAAUAAUUUUUUUAAAAAUCCCGACGAAGAGGGAAAUAUUGGCGAAGAUAGCAAACUGCCUUAUAUUGUUUUUGUAGAUGAAGCCGAUCAAGCGAAAAAUUCCUUAACUUAUAAUCCCCAAGCCAAAAAUAAUUUAGAGGAAUUUAAGAAUUUUUUUUCCCAGGCCGAAGAUGGCGGUGGGUUAAAAAAGGAGGCCCAAGAUUUAAAAGUGGAACCUGAAAAACCGAGUGCUAAAAGUAGGAGAGUCAGAGAAGCAAUAAAAGAUAUUGAAGACCAGGAAGAAAAAAUGCGAAUUAAAAAUGAGGAAGAAGAAAGAUGCUUAUGCAACGAGGGCCAUGAAACCGAACCUUUUGCUAAUUGGCAAGAUUUAGAAAGUUUUGACAAGCCGCAAAAGAUAAUGAGAUAUAACUUUGAUGAUAAAAAAUUGUUGCGAGAAAGAAUUAGAUUGUUGGAAAAAGAAGUUAACGAGGGUAAUGCUGAAAUAAUUAAUACUUUUGGUGGCGAACUAAGAAGCAUUAGCAACCAAAUAGAAAAAAUAAGUGAUUUAAGUGGUAAAAAUUAUGAAGAAUUUCAAAAUAUUAAUCAGACCUUGGAAAAUCUUUAUCAGAGGUUGAAAGAUUACUAUGAUAGCAAGAGCGGCCUAACAGAAGAUUGUGCUAAAUUAGUUUUCUUUGAUCCCCAAUAUAAUCAUCCUCAUGAAAAACCAGCCGGGCUAAAUAAAAGAUUAAUUGAGGCAGUAACACAAAAAGGAGAUUUAGUAGUCGACCCUUGUGCCGGUUCUUUUACUGUUCUGAAUUCUUGCCUAGAAACUAAGCGGGAAUUUUUAGGAGCCGACAUUAAUUACUCACAGAUUAAAAAAUACAUGAUUAAGGCUCGAAGUCAAGCUCGAAAGGGGAAUUAUUGA
Messenger RNA from Racocetra persica, 1233 nucleotides. Lineage: Eukaryota; Fungi; Glomeromycota; Glomeromycetes; Diversisporales; Gigasporaceae. The record is from the annotation of a GenBank genome assembly.